Messenger RNA from Maylandia zebra (zebra mbuna), 3130 nucleotides. Its product is annotated as sialoadhesin. The record is from RefSeq and is a predicted model, not a curated record. NCBI's taxonomy places the organism in Eukaryota, Metazoa, Chordata, Actinopteri, Cichliformes, Cichlidae.
UUUUUAACAGCAGUCAGACUACAUGGUUCACUGUAACUGUGCUAAAACCCCCUCAUUUCGUUGUGAAAUCACUCGUUCACUUGGGAAGGAGUUUGUGAACAUGGUGACAGUCGGCAUGUUAUCGGUUCUCCUCUUUGUUUCAGGUGCUUUGGCAGACUGUACAAAACAAGCAGACCUCUCCAUAACUGCACCAAAGAAGCUGGAAGCACUGAGUGGAUCUUGUUUGCAAAUCCCAUGUAGCUUCAGAUGCAAAGACGAACAGACAUUUAUCAGCACAAGAAAAAUCUUUGGAGUGUGGAUUAAAAAUGAUUCUAGAUUUGGCGAAAAUCCAAACAAUGUGAUCUUCAACAGUAAUGGAGCAGUUAGCAUCUAUCCAAUGAGUAUUACUGGGAACCUGAGUCAGAGAGACUGCACCACUCUGUUUUCUAAUUUAACCACCACAUACACAGACACAUACUUCUUCAGAGUAGAGAGAGAAAGAUUCAAGGCGACAGGUCAGUGUGAUCCUCUUCAAAUAACAGUCAGAGAUUCUCCUUCGAGGCCCAAUAUUACAAUCCCAGGUGAUCUGAAGGAGAAGGAGUCUGUCACUAUAACCUGCUCAGCUCUCACUCCCUGUCCACACUCCCCUCCUCAACUCACCUGGAAUCUCCAACAAGACUCUCACAACAAAAUAGAGGAAAACACAGAUGGAAGCUUUACAACUAAAAUCCAGCAGAACAUCACUCUGUCAGACACACAUGAUGGAACGAAGAUCAGCUGCUCUGCCAGAUAUCCUGUGAACCAAGGAAACGACACCAAGACAGCAGAGACAGAAGAGACUCUCAGUGUUUCAUAUGCUCCUAAAGACACCUCAGCAUCCAUCAGUCCAUCAGGUUUGGUGUCAGCAGGCAGCUGGGUGAAGCUGACCUGCUCCAGCAGAGCCAAACCUCCAGUCAGCAACUUCACCUGGUUCAAGAAGAGCAGAGAUGGAGCUGUGAAAGUAUCUGAAGGAGAGAUUUACAGCUUCAAUGUAACAGAUGGAGGAGUUUAUUACUGUGUGGCCACUAAUGAUCUGGGUAAUCAGACAUCAGCAGAGCUUCAUUUGACUGAAGGUGGAAACCAGGUUGGUGUCUACACUAUAGUGAAGACUGUGUUAAUCAUAAUGCUCGUGAGCACACUGAUGGUUUUUGUUUGCUGGUUCAGAUCAAGACUCUCCAACAAUCCAGAAACUGAAAGCUGUCAGAUGAGCAGAGUCACAUCACAACACAUCAACUAAAGUUUCUUCAGGAGGACAAAAUCCACCUGAAAAUAUCAGUAAAUUCACUGCAGUGAUGUUCAACAGUUUUGCUUUUUGUGUAGAGAUGGUGUUGCAGGAAUGGAGACAUUUUCUUUGUGGACAAGUUCAUGCCGGUCCUCAACUGGACUGAAAUUUUUUAAUAGGACCUGCUUCACUCUAAGGUCAAGCAUUUUAUCCAUGAACACUGAUCUAACCCUACACUUAUGUAAGACUGCUGCAGCAUGAUGCUUGGACAAUCCUGGCAGUUUCCACUCUGUUACAGUUUCAGCUGUUUUCCUAACAUUAGUGUUAGAUUCAGAAUCAGACUUUAUUUGGCCAAGUUUGUGCACACAAACAAAAAACAAGGAGCAAGUUACACAAAGUAUUAAGAAACUAUACAAAGUAUUGGUACCAAACUGAGUGGUGUAAUAUGCAUAUGUGUUAUGACCUGAAUGAUGUAAGAGUGGGUCAUUUCACAGUGUUCAUCAGAGUGACACCUGGGGGAGGAAACUGUCUCCGUGGGUUUUGUAAACAGUGGUUUGUAGCGCCUGCCUGAAGGCUGAAGUUUGAACAGUUAUUUCUGGGAUGUGAGGCCCUUGUGGAUCUUUGCCAAAACAAUUACAAAUAUUUGAAUGCCCCGAGGUGCUCAGGCUGAGGUGGGGGAAUAUCAGUGAUUUACAAGUGCAAAUUAAGUUGUCAUCCAUUUACUCUGAGCUCAUAUCAUCCCUUCAAAUCGAAGUAUGAAAAUCUAUUUUGUUGUAUUAUUAUCCACCAACCUCCUAAGUCCUGCGAUGACUUCUUUAAUUAAUUCUCUCAUCUAUUUUCAUAUAUUGCCAAAUCUCACCAAUUCCCUUUGGUCAGUAAUUUUGAUUUAAACACUGAUGAUAGUGCAGCAUGGUAAUGGUCCCACACAUAAAAGCGAGCACCCCUGGAUCAUGUUUUUACUCCAUCUUAUCUACAACCUCCCUGCAUAUGUUGUCACGGUCCUGGGCCAUUGACCCAGUGUUUAUUGUUGUCUGUGCCUCCCUUAUGUUUGGUCUCUGUGUGUCUUAGUUGCUCUGUUUCCCCUGUCAUGUGUAUCCCUUAAUCAAGUCCGCGUCUCAGUGUUACGUUUCCUGCUUUACUUUGAAAGUCUGUGUCCUUGGUGAAUGUAUUGAGUUUUGCUUCCCUUUGGUCUCGUCAUGUCAAGCCCUGUGUUUUUCUGCCUCAUGCUGUGUGUUUCCUUGUGUGCCUCUUGGUGAAGUUUAGGUUUUAUUCUCCAGUUUACUUUAGUCCUGUAUGAUUUCUGUGUGUCAGCAAUAAAGCUGCAUUUUGAGUUAUUCCCAUGUGUUGAGAUUUCUGCAUUUUGGGUCCUCAUCCUGUCUGCACACAGCCGAAUCAUGACAUAUGUCUGAUCUACUGGCCACACAUUUGUAUUUUUUGACAGAGUUUUUCACUUACUGUUGUUCCCAGGAACAAACUGUUCAGUCUUGUAUCUUUAAGGAGAAUUCAAGAGCUGUAUCAACACAUCAUUUUUCAGAUGUCAGUGAUUCACUUCAUGGGUCUAAUAGUCUAUGUUAAUCAUCUAUAUUAAGUUUUAAUAUAGAUGAGUAAUGCAAUUUGUAGGAUUCUUCUCUGUCUCAAGCUGACUUUACAGAAUGAAAUUCUCUAAAUGAUCUUAUUGUGUCUCCAUGUAAUCUUUAAAGCAAUUGUUGCCGAGUUUUCUGUUGUAUACAAUGUUCUAAAUGUACUCUGUGAUCAUGGCAGGUAGAUGCCUUCUCUCUGUAAAUAUUCUAGACUUACAAUCCCUCUGUGUCAGAGGGCAUGCAGACUGUGGUCAUGCUGUCUGUACUGUUGUUGAUUUCUUUGCAAAGGUAAAUAAACUGGUAAAGAGUU